AUACUUAACUUAGGAGUAGUGGGCCAAAACUCGCUCACCUUCGUCCUGUGUUUCGCUACGGCCUGCCAUCAGUGCAGCUCAGCCCUUGGAAGCAUUGAAAGGCCAUAAGACCCCUCCCAUCAGCUGUGGUUCUUACCAUUUCUCCCAUCUACAUCAGUUCCCUUGACUUCUUAUUUCUUUUGGGUACCCGCUUCUCGCCCGAGAUACUGCACUACAGAUCCAUUUAGGGGCUCCCUUUCUAAUCGCCACCCCAAAUCAAGCUUAUUCUUCUAGGCCGCUGGCAAGAUGUGUGGUAUUUUCGGAUACGUCAGUUAUUUAGUAGAGAAAGACAGAAAGUUCAUUAUUGACACACUUGUUAAUGCCCUGUCCGGCCUCGAGUAUCGUGGUUACGACUCUGCCGGUUUAGCCGUCGACGGUGAUAAGAAGAACACAGUCCUCGCCUUCAAGGAGGUUGGAAAGGUUGCUAAUCUUAAGCAACUCAUCGAGGAUGAGAAGCCAGAUCUCACCAAAGUCUUCGACUCACAUGCCGGCAUUGCACACACAAGAUGGGCAACACACGGUACUCCUUCCCGCUUGAACUGCCACCCUCACCGAUCCGAUCCGAACUGGGAGUUCUCGAUUGUUCAUAACGGUAUCAUUACCAACUACAAGGAGCUGAAGACCCUCUUGGUCUCUAAGGGCUUCAGGUUUGAGACAGAGACCGACACCGAGUGUAUUGCAAAGCUCGCCAAGUACAUCUACGACCAACAGUCUAGUAUCGACUUUGUCGACCUGGCCAAGUCCGUUAUCAACGAGCUUGAGGGAGCUUACGGUCUGCUGAUUAAGUCUGUCCACUACCCCCACGAGGUUAUUGCUGCCCGCAAGGGUUCGCCCCUCGUUGUUGGCGUCAAGACUCAGAAGCGCAUUAAGGUUGACUUCGUCGAUGUCGAGUACUUUGAGGAGGACGCUCUCCCUGCCGAGGCUGCCUCGCAAAAUGCCGCUCUCAAGAAGACCUCGGACAACUUCUUGACCCCUAAUGCCGCUAUGCCAGCUACCGCCGAUAAGCUUCUACUCCAUCGCUCGCUCUCUCGUGCCUUUAUGACGGACGAUGGGAUGCCCAUGCCCGCUGAGUUCUUCCUUUCCUCCGACCCGGCUGCCAUUAUCGAGCACACCAAAAAAGUCAUGUACCUUGAGGAUGACGAUAUUGCCCAUAUCCACGACGGCUCCUUGAAUAUCCACCGUCUCAAGAAGGCUGACGGUAGCUCCAACGUCCAAACUAUUCAGACUCUGGAGCUCGAGCUUCGGGAGAUCAUGAAGGGCAAGUUCGACCACUUCAUGCAGAAGGAGAUUUUUGAGCAGCCUGAGUCCGUUAUUAAUACCAUGAGAGGUCGUCUGGACUCCGAUAAGAAGACCGUCGUGUUGGGUGGUCUUAGAUCAUACAUUGCGACAAUCCGCAGAUGCCGUCGUAUCAUCUUCAUUGCUUGCGGCACAAGUUACCACUCUUGUAUGGCCGUUCGAGGUAUCUUCGAGGAACUCACAGAAAUCCCCAUCGCUGUGGAGUUGGCUUCCGACUUUUUUGACAGACAGGCCCCUGUCUUCCGUGACGAUACCUGCGUGUUCGUCUCUCAAUCUGGUGAGACUGCCGACUCCCUCAUGGCUCUUCGAUACUGCUUGGAGCGUGGCGCCCUCACGGUUGGUGUCGUGAACGUUGUUGGUUCCUCUAUCUCUUUGCUCACACAUUGCGGUGUCCACGUCAACGCUGGUCCCGAAAUCGGUGUUGCCUCCACCAAGGCCUACACCUCGCAGUUCAUAGCUAUGGUCAUGUUUGCUCUGUCUCUUAGUGGAGACCGUAUAUCUAAGGCGCAGAGACGUCUGGAGAUUAUAGAGGGUCUCAGCAAGAUCUCAGAACAGAUCAAGCAGAUCCUGGAGCUUGACCAGCCGAUCAAAGAGCUUUGCAAGAACACCUUCAAGAACCAGAAGUCGCUGCUGCUGCUUGGACGUGGCAGCCAGUUCUCCACUGCCCUUGAACGUGCUCUGAAGAUUAAGGAAAUAUCCUACCUUCACUGCGAGGCUGUCAUGUCUGGUGAGCUCAAGCACGGCGUCUUGGCUCUUGUCGAUGAGAAUCUUCCCAUCAUCAUGAUUUUGACCCGGGACGGCCUCUUCAAGAAGUCACUCAACGCUUACCAACAACUUGUUACACGUGGUGGCAAGCCGAUUGUCAUCUGCAACCCCGGUGACGAAGAGUUCAAGGCCAACCUGGCUGAGAAGAUCGAGGUUCCCAAGACCGUCGACUGCCUGCAAGGUCUCCUAAACGUCAUUCCUCUGCAGCUCAUUGCCUACUGGCUGGCUGUCAUGGAGGGUUUGAACGUCGACUUCCCCCGUAACUUGGCCAAGUCUGUUACUGUCGAGUAAAGCGGUUUGAUGUACGAAUGACAUUUGUCUGUUCUCAUGACUUGGUGUUGGCUGUACAAGGAAUAAAGUAGCUGCAGUCAUUGAUGACCACGGGUAGUUUUCGGACAUCGCUGGCUUACAUUAGGUCCGGUCUAAGGAGCAGUCAGCUACAGGAAUAGAUCUGUAGUCCCCGGGCAAGCAGAGGAAAUAGGUACUAUGUGGACGAGAUACAGGUCGGACUUGAUUAUGAUUCGACCAUGGCCACAAACCACGUCCUGAUGCCAAUUUACUUCAUCGUUUCGAACAGUUUUUGGUAGAUCAAGGUCAUUCCACUAUUCCUGUAUAAUACAUAGUUAAUUGGCCGGAAAUAAUGGGUACAGCAGUGCGGAGCAUAUGAUUCGGUAGAGUGGCACUGCUGCUAAGCAUGCUAUUACAAUAAAGCCAGCCACCUAGUCUAGUCCAAUCUAGUCUAGUCUCAAACCUUCGCUAAUUGGCCAUGAUCCAAC
Molecule: messenger RNA, 2876 nt
Organism: Pseudomassariella vexata
Lineage: Eukaryota; Fungi; Ascomycota; Sordariomycetes; Amphisphaeriales; Pseudomassariaceae
Product: glutamine:fructose-6-phosphate amidotransferase
Exons: 7
Coding region: 286-2391 (701 amino acids)
Biological process (GO): fructose 6-phosphate metabolic process; UDP-N-acetylglucosamine metabolic process; protein N-linked glycosylation
Molecular function (GO): carbohydrate derivative binding; L-glutamine:D-fructose-6-phosphate transaminase (isomerizing) activity
Source: RefSeq, a predicted model, not a curated record